Nematocida ausubeli is the source of this 1095-nucleotide messenger RNA. RefSeq lists its product as uncharacterized. Bases 1 to 1095 code for a protein of 364 amino acids. The record is from RefSeq and is a predicted model, not a curated record. NCBI's taxonomy places the organism in Eukaryota, Fungi, Microsporidia. The transcript has a single exon.
AUGGUACUUGCAAGAGUGUUCCUUACGCUUAUAGUUGGUAUAUGGGGGAAAAAUGCACAAAGUGCUUAUUAUCGCUCAGGAGACAUUAAAAAGAGAGCUGAAUUAAGCAAAUACCAUGGAAUAGACGAUAUAUAUAACAAAGUGUAUAUGGCUGGUCUUAGCUCAGGAAAAACUGGCACGAAUAAGAACCUACUAGGUGACAAGCUAAAUGAAAAGAGACCUUUCAAAGCAGAAAAUACUCCAAAUAAUCCAAAUAACCCGGAUGCAAAGAAAUACACCUACGAAGAGAAGAAGCAGGAGCUGAUUGAGGUAUUGACAAAAAUAGUAAACUAUAUUUUCCAUGGGGGAGUACCAGAAAAAAUAAAAACGGCAGUUUCAAUCAAACCUGAAGAGAAGAUAUUUGAGAUCAUAGACAAGGCGUAUAUCCCAUGGGCCCUGACUGCUAUGUUUAUUGUUGGUUGCAAUAUGGCCAUAUACGGCAUACAGUACAAGAAUAUACAUGCAUUUUCCCUUGUGUGGUACUAUCUCUUCAGAGCCGUGCACGUGAAUAUAUCGAUGCCUGCGUACAACUUUCUACUAAAUAGGUUUAUUUCUGGAUUUGUGCCAGAAAUGCUCUUGGAAUAUAUUCAAACACAGACAGGACAGCUAGUCCUUUCAGCCACUAUAUGUUUAGCUCUUUCUGUUCUUGCGUGCUGGGUUGUGAGUCUGUGGUUUCGUGUGGUAGCCAUGGGGAGCGUACUACUCAUAAGCACAUGUCUUGUGAAGAGUGCUGAUGUAAUGCCAAUCCGUCUGGAUAGAUUGCUGCUUUUGAUUGUCUGCCUGAUUGUGCUUGUCCUGGCUCUGUACAAGUUCAUGCACAAGAACAUUGAAAAUUACAUAUUUAUCUGUCUGUUUGGGUUUUUCAGCUCCUUGCUUAUAUUUCUGCCUCUUUCUGAGUUUUUGGAGCUUGGAAUGGCAAUUCCACCAAUUCUGCUGAACUACAAUACAGACAUUCGGACAAGUGAUAUUUCCCUUACUUCUGAGUAUAUUGCUAUAGGGCUUCUAAUGGCCUCUACAAUAAUCAUGCAAAUAUGCACAAGAAGAAAAAAGGGCUAG